This is a messenger RNA of Acaulospora morrowiae, 145 nucleotides long. The record is from the annotation of a GenBank genome assembly. NCBI's taxonomy places the organism in Eukaryota, Fungi, Glomeromycota, Glomeromycetes, Diversisporales, Acaulosporaceae.
AUGGGAAUUACUGAUUUUCUUGAGCAAGCUCUUCAUAGAGAACCACAGCCAGAUACCCACGAAAAAAAGAAAUAUUACAAAAUUGGUAAAGUUCUAGGCUCCGGAACGUAUGGUUCGGUGAAAGAGGCGGUUAAGACGACAACGG